Messenger RNA from Ziziphus jujuba (common jujube), 3109 nucleotides. RefSeq lists its product as uncharacterized. The transcript is spliced from 5 exons. The coding region runs from base 217 to 891 and encodes 224 amino acids. Lineage: Eukaryota; Viridiplantae; Streptophyta; Magnoliopsida; Rosales; Rhamnaceae. The record is from RefSeq and is a predicted model, not a curated record.
AGAAGGCGCGCUAACUGGGUUUCAAAAAAGAAAUUCUCUGACCUUGCAACGAGACCACAGCAAGAGAAAGGCAGCAGUCCAUUCAGAUUCCGUUGGGUAUUUGCGCCUUCUUCUACUAAACAUGUUGUAUAAAAAGAAUCUGCUGUCUUCGAUAAUUGAAAGUAGUUGGAAAAUAUUUUGGCGGAAGGAAAUUUCUCAGAGCGAACGAAGAAGAACAUGGAAGCCCUAGCUUCGAGCUCCUCCAAAUCUGGGCCUCAGCCUCAACCUAAGAUCAUUUUUGUCCUCAAUAACCUUUCGUUGACUGAGAAUUAUGAAGAUGAUUUUCUUUCCGGUCAAUUUCUUUUGCCUCGACCGUUGGAGAUUAUCUGUGAUGCUUACGCACCGCCUUUGCAAUUCAUUUUGGAGACCCCCCUUAAUAUGCUAGGCAGGAUAGGAGCUGUCUGCUUAAGUUUUGGAAGCAGAGGAUAUUAUGAGAUAAUACCUGCAGCUCAUGCUGGAAAUGCGCUGUCACCAAAUGCAAUAAGGGAAUUGUUGGUUGAACUGUUUCGGACUCACUUGGUUCUACAUCAGCAACACUUGGUGUCUGCAGCUCGGUAUAUUGCCAGUGAUGAACAGCAUUUGACUAAUAGAUUGCCCGCAAACUCUCUCAUUAUUGGUGGGUGUCAAGUCAAAAGUCUUGUAGUUGUUAUUAAUUAUCUAUGGGUUAAGGUUGGUGGAUUUGCUAGGAGAGAGAUUGCCAAUCAUAUUGGAGAAUAUGUGAGAGCUCAAAUGGGUCCAAGGAUCAUGCUGGGAAACAGGAUUGCAGUCAUUGUGUAUUUAAUGUAUAAAAGAGCCCCUUGGUAUCUCUCUUUAUUUAGCUUAGAUUUCAAAUCCAUAAACUAUGAUCUCUGAGUGUCGCUAACCAAAUUGUCUUUCUUCACUCGGUGUAGAUUCAAAUAUUGAGGCCAAGUUCCUGUUUAUUGAACAUUACAAAUCAGCUAAGACAUUCAAGCAUAAUAUCUUUAUUUAACACUUUUCAGGCUCAGACCUCUCUCGCUCCUAGGUAGAGAUACCUCUGUCCUUCUGACAUCAAUUGAGGGUCAUUCUUGCCUUCCAAUGUCAAAGGAAUCUGAGAAUACAUUGUUUAGCUUCUUAUUGUUUUAGGUCCUUAUAUACAUUGUUCAUUUCGCUAAAGUUACUCAUUGAGGUAGAAUGGACAAUGAACACAUGCAAUUUUAAAAUCCAAUUUGGAUUGAUCUUGUAAAUCGUUAAACCUCCUCUGCAUGUGAUAAGUUUGAAUUUCCUUUUUCUUUAUUGUCUCUAUUGUUCUCUAUAUAUCAAAUUCCUGUGAUUUUUGCUUUGACCUUGAUGAAAUUAAUCUCAAUUGUUCUCUUGAUGUAAAAGGAAUGUAUCUGUUUAAUGUGACUAGAUUUGUUCUCUUUGCAGUUUCUGGGUGUAGUUUAACUGCAUCCUCCACCGUUGCUAAAGUUUGUAUUGAAUGUAUGAAUGCAUUGGGCAUAGACUAAACCUCAUAGCUUUUGGGUCAGAAUGUUGUUGCUACAAUUGAAUUUGUUCUUGUACAUCUUGUACACUUUUGUGAGGUAUGUGGAAGCUAGGACCCACUAUAACGGUAAAAGGAUAAUUCUUGAACAUCAUGAAUGGUGCAAAUUUCUCUUUUAGCGAACCAUUUAUUGGUUUGGAAAUGAAGUUUUGAAUACUUUUGCUGGAAAUCUAAUUUUCUGAUAUUCCUACAUGACCCAUUGCAGCUUUAUUGAAUCUCAAAUGAUCCUGAAGUUAUUUCUUCGUUCUUGUGCCUUCAAUCUUUGAGCAAGGGUUUGGUGUCAUUUAACUAUAAAUUUGUCUUUUUAUUGUUUUCCAACCUUUUCAGUAUGAACUAAGAAGAUUGAUUAAACGGUGACUUUGCAAUUUGUUUUGUUUUUGUUCCAGUGGUUUACAUUCAAUAUAUAUAUAUAUAUAUAUAUAUUUUUGGGUAACCACAUUUAAUAAAAGGAUAAUUUUGAAAAGAAGGGAAAUUUCAUAAUGACCAACUUUUAAAAAACAAAACAUUUUGAUAUUUUCUUUUCAUUUCAUACCUUAAAUGCCCUUACUCUUUUAUUUAUUUAUUAAUUUAUUAAUUAUUAUUAUUAUUAUUAUUUUUUGAAGAUGUAAAAACACCCAUGUCAGUGUCACUGAUCCCAAACCACUCUGGGAGAGGAGAGGAAGAGACAAAGCUGCCUUCUCCAUUGUGAACACCUUGUGAAGCAAGAAGCAAGAUGAAGGAAAGGUAUGUAUUAACGGAUUUUCAAAUGGACCAACAUUGAUGGAUGGAAUGAGAAAAUUGUUGAAAAUUUUAUAAUUUAUUCGAAGAUAAAUUAAGAUAUUGAAAUUGAAAGGGAAGUUUCUACAAAGUAUGAAAACGCAAGUGCAAAGUAUUCAAAAAUUUCAAACUACAAAGGAAAUUUAUGAUAUUGAUCCUAAAAGAAAAAGUUGGUAGCGGUAAACAUACAAGAGAACGGUUAGUUGCACCGUGCUACCCUCUAGUUUCAUGCUUAUGCAAUUUAGGCCAUUUCUUUUAGUAGUCACUACGUUGAGGACUUGAAUUUGAUUUUGUGCACAUCGAUCCAAAUGGAUCUUAGAUAAACAGAAUAGUUAAGUGUCCAUCCAUGGGAUGCAUAUGUCACCAAUUUUCACUGCUAAUAUGAACAUAAGAGAAGAAAAAGGAAGAAGGAAAGAAAAAUAAAGCAGGAAGAAGAAGGUCACGUAGAUGAAGCAAGAAGGAAGAAAUAUAAACAGAAAGGAAGAGAAACUCCCUUUUUUUAGUUUGCAGACGAAUUAAACUGUGAGAUAGAAAAAGAAAGGAGAAACUCCUUUUUUAGGUUUGCAGACAAAUCUAACUCUAAAUGUCGGGGAUGCAUAUGUGGAAUGAGAGCCAAAUGGUGUUUCUGAGGUUUUAGUGCUCAUAGGUUGUGGACAUUCUGGGAUUUCUGAUGAACUUGAGUCCUACUCUCUCUAUAUCUCUCUCACCUUUUUUUGGUUUGUUUGUUUGUUCUGUUAUGUUUUUCUUCCAUUGAUUUGGAACCCCAUAAACCAGCUUUUUGUGAACAGAGAAAAUGAGGGCGCGAGAUGAAUA